Messenger RNA from Toxorhynchites rutilus septentrionalis, 1883 nucleotides. RefSeq lists its product as uncharacterized. The record is from RefSeq and is a predicted model, not a curated record. The transcript has 2 exons. NCBI's taxonomy places the organism in Eukaryota, Metazoa, Arthropoda, Insecta, Diptera, Culicidae. Bases 433 to 1167 code for a protein of 244 amino acids.
GCGUGAAGAAAAAAUUGUGUCCGAUCGGAAGUUCCCGUGUGUCCUUAGAUUGACGACGCAGUUUGUGUGAGCAUAACUCUGCAACGUGUCCGAAAAAGUUGUAGAAGUAAAACAAAACGUGUAUGAUUCUGUACGAAACCGACGGUGUGUAAACUAAAUGUAUGAGUACAAACAAACUGAAGUGUUUUGUCCAAUCACACACACAAAUAAGAAUGCACCCCGAAAAAAAUAUACCGAACUUUGAAGCACUAAUCCUUUCGCGUGAGCGAGCGAAGCAAAAAGUGACACGUAUACGGAAAACCAUUGAUGAUGCCACUGCUGCGGCGAGUGUAAAUCAAAAUUAUGCUGCACAGACGGUGUAUUCGAGAAAUUGAGAGAACCAUUACCAAGAAUGUGUGAACUUACACCACAAAGUCAUCGCUUAGUGUCCAGAUGAAGAUUUCGACGAUCAAGAUCAGUGCACUUAAUGUUGCUCGGAACCCAGCGGAGCGGCGAGAAUUAAUCGACGAAGGCACCUCCGAUCCAGUGAAAAGUGCGCAUACCGAGAUGUGUACUGCCACAGGGGAAAGAGAGCCAACCCAUGAACUGUGUGCUGAUGCUCUCCCCAAUAAUAAAUGCGAUGAUUUCCAUGUUUCGUACAUCCGUGAACGUGAUCCCAAUGUCCGAGUGUUGAGAUGCAACUGCGGUUCAUCACAACGCUGCCAAAAGUGUGAAGGUGAGCACCACACAUUGUUGCAUUUUGAUUCUUCGCCAAAUUCCCAUCCAACUAUACCCAUACCUAAUCCUUUUCGCAUUGAUGUAUUUCCUGUUUUUCCCAUAUCCCCACUUGCUGUUACCUCUUGCUCUGUAAGCGAUGCUUCCCGCAAUGGCAGAACUGUUUUGAUAAUCGACCAGCCGACCAAGUUGAAUGAAAACCAUGCUCUUUCUCAAUUGUUUAUGCCUGAACAAAAUUUCCCAGAAUGGAAACCAACUCUUGUGUUUGCCAAAAUUCGAGAUAUUCUAUCCACAUACGUUGCCAAAAAGGAUGAUCAAAUGCGGAACAUAUUAAAAGACUCCUAUUUACCACGAGAGGUUACCUGGAAGAGAAUCAUUCUGUAUGUCUCUAUCACAGAUACUGGUCAACUCAAGAAAGUGUAUCCAUUGUCUGCUGCGAUAGUAGUUGAGUAGUCCAGACAUCACCCUGUCUGUUUUGUCGUCCUAAGAUUAACCAGAAACGUUUUCCAAUUGCAUCCAAUUUGGUCAAUGCAUCUUAGCCCGAGGGAAGAAUGUUCGCGCCAAACAGUGCGAACGAGGAGCAAGUGUCCCACAAAAUAGUUUUCAAUGUCCAUGCUUAUCCUUAUUCUCAUCCAAUUCACUCCCUCCCAUCCUAAAUGUAGUGUGUGGUGCAGAACACAACUACAAACAGCAGCAGUUCCCGAAGUGAAGCAUAAAAACGAAACUAAUACUAAAGAUGAAGUAGCAUACGAAUCGAUCCAUAGCAAAAACCGUUUAUUUUUCAUUCCAAUUCCAACCUUUAACCGAAUGAGAUCGCGAUUGAAAAACCAUCAAAUGUGUGAAAGUAUUCCAAGUGUUGGAUUUCCAAUGUGUUAUUUUGAUUCUCCAGUACAAGUCAUAUUCCAAAAUCCAGAGCUAUCAUCCACUCCUCCUUCAGCCGAAGGAAGGCUAUCUUCCUCAAUGGUGUGAUUCACCAGUAUGUGAAAAUAUGUUUAUCGGUCGACAAAAGUUUAUGUAAUAAUUUAAUGCGCACAAAAUAUGUUAAAUUUUUCAUAUUCUCUUUUUGGACAACACACAGGUUCCAUGUAAGAUCAUAUUUCAUAAUGUUCAUUCAGGGAAAAGAUUUUUUCUGAUAAUCAGAAAGUAUAUGAUUGUUACGCGGAAUUGAA